This is a messenger RNA of Gigantopelta aegis, 2353 nucleotides long. RefSeq lists its product as uncharacterized. The coding region runs from base 135 to 2222 and encodes 695 amino acids. The transcript is spliced from 6 exons. The record is from RefSeq and is a predicted model, not a curated record. Lineage: Eukaryota; Metazoa; Mollusca; Gastropoda; Neomphalida; Peltospiridae.
GUUCGCUUGAACCGUCUGCCGACGCUAUUCAUUAAGAAGCGUUGAUUGUAGUUUACCGGGACUUUGUGUUGUUGGCAAUUACGAUUAUUUUUAAAGAGUUGUGGUGGCCGAGUUUAGCGAGAUACAGAAACUGAAUGACGUCUGCUGUUACAAGAGGCAGACGACAAUGUGACAUUAUGGAUAUGAUAUCCGAAGUGUUUGAUCUGUCCAGUGAGUUGAAUAAACACAACGACAAAGAUGAUUUGGAAAUCUUUGACACAAAACGUGAUGAUGAAGUCCACCAACGAACAAAUGUGGCAGGCGAGUCGAAAUCCGAGACAGCAAAGUCUUCAGAGCCUGGUAAAGAAUGCUGGAAUGAAGAGAUAUCGGACGGGCAUGUCUCUGAUCCAAAGGAGAAAGAACAGGAGGCAGGCGAAGAGGUAGAACAGCAGGGAGCACAGACGGCAGAACAGGAGGAAGAACACAAAGAAAGACAGGCGAGAGAACACGAAGGAGAGGAGGAGGUAGAGCAGGAGAAGGGAGAACAUGAGGCAGGCACAGCGGGAGAACACGAAGGAAGACGGGCGAGAGAACAAGGAGAGGAGGAGGUAGAACAGGAGAAGGGAGAACAAGAGAAGGCAGAACAGGAAGGAAGACGGGUGAGAGAACAAGGAGAAGAGGAACAGGAGGAGGAAGAACAGGCAUAUUACGACGAUUACUACGAAUACGGAGAGGAGGAAGAGGAGGAGGAGGAGGGGGAGGAGGAGGAGGAGGAGCCUACAAUGAGUCCGAAGGACAAGCGUGAUGCGUACCUUGCCGUGAAGGCAGGAGAUAUAGACUUGCUGGAUGAUAUUCUUGAUAGACCUAACGCUGACAUCAACAUGAUAUAUUUUAACGAGAACCUGUUGAUGGCGGCCAUUAGGGCUAAAGAGCUGGAGAUGGCGGAAUUUCUCAUCGACAAUGGAAUCAACUACAAUUACAAAACGUCUCUUAUUACUGCAGACGAAGUACGACAGAGUAUAAUCGAGUGGUCGACCUAUUCGUGUCGCCAGAUGGCGUAUGACAGGGACAUGACAGAUAUUGUCGAACUCAUCGACUACAAGAACGACGAUCUGUUCUUCUUCGUCAAGCUCCGCGAACGUGUCCCACGCUACCGUAAAGCUCCAUCCAUAACGUCGGACCUGUACGCCUGUUCGGCCUCGAGCAUCGCGCUGAAUGAGGACGAAGUCUACUACACACUGUCAGGAGAGGAGCUGCUAGUCGCGAAGAAAAAGAGCCCACCAGAUGACGACAGUGUCGCCGAAUUAAUGCCCAGACGGAAGUCACGAAGGUCAACACUCUUGUUAAGAAAGUCAUCAAUGCCGAGGAGAAAGUCAUCAAUGGCGAUGAGAAAGUCAUCGGGUUCAUUCAGGUCAAGCAUAGCCGAUGGCUCUGAUUCCGGACUCCAUUCAGCUAUCAGGGGAAAAAGCAAACUCAGUUUACCAUACAUCGAUAAAAAUUGUUCAUCAAUGUUUCUUUUUCCCAGCAUGGACGAAGGAUAUGGUACUGUGUCCAUGAAAAGUUCCCCAUCACUUUUCAUUAAGAAUAGACAGGAAAAGAAAAGGUUACAAAUUCCGAUUCGGGAAACUAAGGCUUUUAGCGAUAGACAGAAAUCCGUAGUGGACGGACAGUUGAAUACUGCUAAGUCACGAAGUCAUUAUGAACAACCUCUGUCAUGGCAAAAAGUUCAGACGUGUGGUAGUUACGUCACGGAAAGUCCAAGGUGGCACGUGAACAGGCUACACAGGGCUGGCAGAGAAACGACACCUGAAACUACCAUUAGUAUCAAAAUAGAAAAACUUAAACCUGAACCUCAGAAUACCAGACUGACUAAGAGUGCUUACACAAAGAGAAAACUGUACCCAACGUUCACCCGGGCGUACUCGGAUCUGGGUUUUGCGGAACCAUAUGUUGAAAAGACUCGUAGUUCGUCUGCAAGUGCACGACUGUCAUCACAAGCGUCACAGACAUACAAGAACACUACUAAACCUACUAAACCGGCGAGCUAUUCCACUGUGAGUAAAGAAGUGUCGAAAGUAGGACCAGCUAAACUGAAAACAUACAGCAUCACCCAGGCUGGGUUAGCAAAAUUGGGAGUUUUAAAAACACAAUACCUUAAACAAUUACAGAAGAAAGUGGAAAUAGCCAUUGCUGCGCCAAAUUACAGUUCCCCUAAAAACGAUCAGAUCAUCAAAGUUUUGUGAAUAGGAUACAAAUAAUCACCGAUUCAUCAACAGACUAUUCCCACAUGAAGAUUACGGAAUUUCGAAAAAUGUGAAUAUAGGGGAAAUAAUUAGAAAACAAAAUUUGUAUCAUUAAAGGUCCAUUAUCAUAG